This is a messenger RNA of Clunio marinus, 1074 nucleotides long. NCBI's taxonomy places the organism in Eukaryota, Metazoa, Arthropoda, Insecta, Diptera, Chironomidae. The record is from the annotation of a GenBank genome assembly.
ACACAUGAAUAUCUUGAGAUAUUUCAGUUGUGGAUUUUAGUUCCAGCUAAUUAAAAUGUUUUUUUGUUAUUUUCUGUAUCUCUUUGAGUUAACACGCAAGUUUAUAUCAUCGUGCAUUAUAAUUUAAUUUCAAAGUCAGUAAAUAUCAAUUGAAAUAUCAAAUUGUGAAAAACAAUAAACUAAAAAAAGAGAAGAAAAUGAAUCAAGGAAAAGCCUCGUCAUCUAAAGAAAAAGUAACAACAAAAAAUCAAUCUGGUUUAACGACUGGCACGUCGAAAGCUGUCAAUGCCUUGGUACAUUUCACUUUAGCUGCUAUCGCCGGUUUAAUAAUAUUCAAGACUGUUAGUGAAGUUGGAAUCAUUCUCUAUACGUGGCAUCCAGUAUUUAUGUCAAUAGGAUACUUGCUUUUGAUGACUGACGGCAUAUUGACAAUGGCUGAUAGAAAUAUCUUCACAGAUGGAUGUACAUAUCAGAAACGCGUUACUUAUCAUUGGAUGUUCCAAGCUGUCGGAUUAAUUCUCAUUACUAUUGCACAGUCAGCAAUUUAUAUUAACAAAGAGAAUAAUGAAUAUCCGCAUUAUCAGACAACGCACAGUCUUUUCGGUUUAGUUACUUAUUUAACGACAAUCAUUGCAUCCCUUGGUGGAACUUUCACUAAGUUCAGCUACAACCUUAGAAAUAUCAUCAAACCAAACAUGUUAAAAGCAGUUCAUGGUUUUGCAAGUUGUAUUGUUUAUAUUUUGGGAGUCGUUACCAUUUUAUUAGGAAUCAAUCAAACAUUUACAGAAGAAAGUAAUUCUAAUAUUAAUAAUGGAAUUUUAAUUUCAUUAUCUCUUACCACACUCUAUGUUGUUUCUAAAAGCUUGAAGACAUCCAAAGGUCGUUUUCAAGAAGUGUUUAGUAAGUCGAAAAAAUAAUUGAAAACAUAUGUGAUGACAAUUUAUAAUGAGAUUAAUCAAUAAAAACAUGUUUAGGUUCUUUGUGUAGCAAUAGCAAUGGUGAUAGGAAAAAUAUCAUUGAACUUGAAAUGUCGCAAGGGUGAUUUUUGAAUAAAAAAACAUUUUAUGCAACAAA